AUCGCUGACACCACACCGGGGACGAGCUCGCAGACAAGUCAGGCCGGGGGGACCAGGCAGCCAGGAGCACCCAAGGCAGGAAAAUGAGGUGGCUCCUUCUCUCUCAUGCUCUGUGCUUCUCCUUGUUGAAGGCUUUGGCCCACAUAGUGGAGCUUAACAAUAUGUUUGGCCAGAUUCAGUCGCCUGGCUAUCCAGACUCUUAUCCAAGUGAUUCAGAGGUGACGUGGAAUAUCACUGUCCCAGAGGGAUUUCGGAUCAAGCUUUACUUCAUGCACUUCAACUUGGAAUCCUCUUACCUUUGUGAAUACGACUAUGUGAAGGUAGAAACUGAAGACCAGGUGCUGGCAACCUUCUGUGGCAGGGAGACCACAGACACAGAACAGACCCCUGGCCAGGAAGUGGUCCUGUCCCCUGGCUCCUUCAUGUCUAUCACUUUCCGUUCAGAUUUCUCCAAUGAGGAGCGAUUCACAGGCUUUGAAGCCCACUACAUGGCUGUGGAUGUGGACGAGUGCAUGGAGCGAGAGGACGAGGAGCUGUCCUGUGACCACUACUGCCAUAACUACAUCGGCGGCUACUACUGCUCCUGCCGCUUCGGCUACAUCCUCCACACAGACAACAGGACCUGCCGAGUGGAGUGCAGUGACAACCUCUUCACGCAGAGGACUGGCGUGAUCACCAGCCCCGACUUCCCCAGCCCUUACCCUAAGAGCUCCGAAUGCGUCUACACCAUUGAGCUGGAGGAGGGUUUCAUGAUCAGCCUGCAGUUUGAGGACAUUUUCGACAUUGAGGACCAUCCUGACGUGUCCUGCCCCUAUGACUACAUCAAGAUUAAAACCGGUCCAAAAGUUUUAGGGCCCUUCUGUGGAGAGAAAGCCCCAGAACCCAUCAAUACCCAGAGCCACAGCGUCCAGGUCCUGUUCCACAGUGACAACUCAGGCGAGAACCGGGGCUGGAGGAUGUUGUACAGUGCAACAGGGAAUGAGUGCCCCAAGCUGCAGCCUCCUGUCCAUGGGAAUAUCGAGCCCUUGCAAGCCAAGUACUUUUUCAAAGACCAGGCGCUCAUCAGCUGUGACACAGGCUACAAAGUGCUGAAGGAUAAUGUGGAGAUGGACACAUUCCAGAUCGAGUGUCUGAAGGAUGGGACAUGGAGUAACAAGAUUCCCACCUGUAAAAAAACGGAAAUGGAUGUGGAGAGCGAACCUGAGUCAGAGCAAGUGGCAGAGUGAAUGGCGGGACCCCACACAGUGCAGACAUCCAGGAAUGGACCACUCACAAGACCCCUGGGUCCCAGAGCUCCUCCAUCCCUCCCCAUCCUGCCAACACUCCAUUUCCCAUUUCAGCGUGGAUUAGAAUGGAUGCUGAACAAGGCAACACAGGCCUAAGCAGUUGAAACCCCGGCAUAUAUAACAGCUCUCCUUUUGAGGGUUCACCCAUCAUACAAACAUUAUGCUGAAAAGAUAAUGAAAAGAUAAUGGAGGAUUUUUUUUUUUUAGCACUUCUAUGUGGACUAUACUCUUCUCAUAGGAAAAAUGGCUUUCAUUCUAGAGACAUUCACAUGGUCUUAGGUGGACCAGGUCAAAGUGGGCCCUGAUUUCCACUCCACACUUCAAGUUUAAAUGGGCCAGAAUGCCUGUGACUUUAUGACUUUAAUAUUUGUCCCCAUUGCUACUUUCUUAAUAACCAUGAGUAGGUGAAACUAACAAUAACUCAUAUAGCAUGGAUUUUUAGGAAACCUAGACCUAUUCUCAUGCCCAAGAGCUUCUCUUCCACCUAUACCUAACACAGGGCUGAAAUUCCAUCAUCAGAAGAUCUUUCCUCUGGGGUUUACAAAUUUUGCAUUUCUGAAAAUUCCCUAAUUAAAGUUUUUCAAAAGAUAGGUAUCAUGCUUGAAAGCAGCAAUCCUCAGCUCUGGUGCCAUGGGACAUCAGUGGGUCAUAAAUAAUGAUAAAGGGCUGUGGAGGGUGGAAAUCUCUGCUUCAGCCUGAACAAAAUCUGGGUAGACAUAUCAGAGCACCCCUGCAUUACAUGGUGACUGCUCAGUCUAUUUGCUGAUUGAAUGGCCUCUUGAUGAAGGCAGAAUCCUGCAAAGUCGGACAAUGAAUGGUCCGGAGACUGCAGCACCAUCCUAGGUCAAGGGUACCCUUGAGAGGGGAGAUGGGGCAAUCACUAAAGUUAAGCAUCAGUUGAAUCAAUAUUUUUAAGACCACAAAGUUUAACAGGUCUUGUACUCAAUGUGAGUGAGGGGAUCGUAAUUUAGACAGAAGAUAUGAUAUAAACCCAAAUAAUUGCAAUACCAGGCAACUUAAGAUACAUGCCUCAGAGAGCAAUGAAUAAAGGGCCAUGCAAGGAGAAAUGAGGAAGCAGCCCUAUCCAAUUAGAAGAAUGAGAAAAGCCUUUCAAGAAGCAGCGAUGUUCGAUCAAGGCCUGGAGGGCAGCCAGAGCAUGAACCACGGGGUUUCCUGUGUAGGGAAAGCAACAGCACAGUGAGGGGUGUGUGACGCUGGAAUGCAAGGGCACCGCAGGAGGGACGAAGAAGAAAGUGGGGUGGGACAGGUCAGGGGCAUCCCUGGGACCUGAGGGCCAGGUGAGAUGAUUGUGUGUGGUUCCCUAGGAAGCCCCAAGACUGUGUCAACGUAUCCUCAGGGUGGCAGGUCAAGAAAGACAUGUCUGAAGGAAAGUAAAUGGCAGGAAGAGUGACAGUGGAGACAGGGUGUGGGUGGCACAACCCAACCCAGAGACUGAUGAGAAUGGGAGGCCAAAGGAAAGGGGAAGGAAAGAGCGUUUUGAUCCCAGAGUGUGGAAGUGGCCAGACACACUUUAGAGAAGAUGAUGAGACCCUUUCCCAAGCAAAGAAGAUGGACUAACUGAGGAAGCAGGGUCUGGAUCUAGCAUCUUGGAUUGUGGCAGGCAGAACUCAAAGGGUCUUCCGAAAGAAAAGCUGUCUCUAGGUCCCAGAGACGCAUGGCUCUUUGCCUGCCAGUGUAGACUUGGGGAAAAGGUUCACCUCUUCCCCACUCACUAUACCCAAGCUGAAAUGACCCUCUAUUUUCCACUAUCUGUCACCCCCUGUGUCUGGUUGUAAAACCAGCUUCAUCAGUGGGCAAAGUUACUUCUCUGGAGUAAAGUAAAAGCAGGCCCUCCGUCCAGACAAUCUCUCUGCACCAGUGCUGGCUGCAUACAGGCUCUCAGUGGCCUGACCACCUAGCCAUGUCUACGACUGACCCUGGAAUCCUCCACCCAGAACUAGGUAUUAGGUCUUGAGGAUAAUUUGGGCAAAAUAAAUUGCUAGACCGAAGUUAAGGGACUCAGAGUAAUACAAAGAUCCAGGCACUAAUCAAUGGUAUUUCCUAAAAAAGGAAGAAAAAUCUGCUUAGAGACUCUGCAGGAAAAUUCUUUUAAAAUUGUUUAUAGCUUUAGAUAGUAAAUAUUAUUGCCUCUUGUUAUCAUAGUGCUGACCCUUACAUGCUUUCUCCUCAGAGCAGAAGGGUGUCUCUACCUUUGGGAGAGCAAAACAAAUGGGAGCGAUUUGUCCAGGGGGAUUGGAGGCCAGGAAACAACGCUAACCAGUUCUCUUGGCGUUUGCCUUCCUUGUAGAUAGGAGGUACCUACCUGCUUUUACUCCCAUGCUUCAUCCCUCUCCUCCACCCUGAAGGGUCUUAGAAUCAUCUGUAUUUUCAGUUAGAUAACUCUCUGUUCAAUCAAAAAUAUAAAUGUGGAGUCCUAAAGUUAAAAAUCACAAUUUCUGAAUAGCGUCUCAGGGAUAAACUGCCCCUAUCUCUGUUUCCCAAGAUGACCAGGUAAAAUUCAGGAGGAGGGAAACUCUGGCUUUAGAAUGUGAUCCUCUGAAAUUAUCAGAAGAUGGACAGCUAAUGUCCACCAUUACCCAGCUAAUAUUGAUUACAGGCCGUUUUCACUAGAAAACAGAUCCUAAGAACCGCGAGUCUGGUUUACUUAAAAAAACACUGAGUUUAAGGUCAUGUCUAGUUCUCUGACUGUAACUCACUAUGUGACCUUAGACCAGUCAAGUCUCCCCGCUGGGCUCAUCUGUAAUCAAGAUGAUGUUCUAGGUUGCCUGACUUCAGGUUCCUUUCCACCUGCGAAGUUCUGAGUCCUCUGGGAUUCUUCAAUUCUGGCAGAGGCUGUUUGAACUAAGAUUAGGAUUUCCUUAGAAAUGAGCACCAUCUUCUAACAAAGGCCCCUGAAGAGACAUUGACAAAUUGCAUCCUCAGCUCCUGACCUGGCUCCUGGCUGACUCGUGCUGGCACCUCCCCUAAGACUUGGCUGGACUGGCAAGCUCUCCUAAGGUCACCUCUGAGGAGCAGCCAUCUUUGGUCUUGCCCUACAGCCAGCCCCAACGUCCAGCCACCAACAACCAGAGAAAA
This is a messenger RNA of Mesoplodon densirostris (Blainville's beaked whale), 4382 nucleotides long. RefSeq names its product MBL associated serine protease 1 (gene MASP1). Gene Ontology annotation, biological process: complement activation; zymogen activation. Bases 84 to 1226 code for a protein of 380 amino acids. The transcript is spliced from 9 exons. Gene Ontology annotation, cellular component: blood microparticle; extracellular region. The record is from RefSeq and is a predicted model, not a curated record. NCBI's taxonomy places the organism in Eukaryota, Metazoa, Chordata, Mammalia, Artiodactyla, Ziphiidae. Gene Ontology annotation, molecular function: calcium ion binding; serine-type endopeptidase activity.